UAUGUAUAGAUACAUACAUAUAUUCAUGUUGGAAUUAAUAAGAUAUAGCUGUAGCUAUAUGUGUGUGGCACUAAGGGAAGGGGACCCAAUCCAGUAAUAGGCAUUCCUCUGCUUGACGCCUCCUACCACCCUGUCCCACUCCCUUCCACCCCUUCCCCUUCGCCUUCUCCUUCUCCCCCACCCCGCUCUCCACUCCAUCCUUAUUAUUAACUAUAUAUUACUCACUGCUUAAACGUCUCCCAAACUAAACCCUCUCUCUCUCUCUCUCUUUCUCUCUGAUAUUUAAUAUACCCUUCCACCGAGUUCCACCAAGUUCCACUAGCUGCUGCUGCUCUGCUCCAGCUAGCAGAAGCUUUGUACAGCAACAAAUUAAGGAACGAACUUCCUUAUUAUUGAGUUUAAUUCUUUCUUGGUCAAUAUGACUACUACUGAGGCUCAGAAUUCAGACCCAGAAAGCAGCUCCAACUCCUUCUCCUCGCCGCCCAGCUCGCCACCGUCUCCCGGCUCCACUCAGUCCGGCAAACGUCACGACCCGGAGGAGGAUGCCAAGAAGAUCAAGAGAAUACGAGACAGCAACAAGCACCCGGUCUAUCGCGGCGUCCGGAUGAGGAACUGGGGCAAAUGGGUCUCCGAAAUCCGGGAGCCGCGCAAGAAGUCCCGCAUUUGGCUCGGCACCUUCCCCACCCCUGAAAUGGCUGCCCGGGCCCACGACGUCGCCGCGAUCAGCAUCAAGGGCAGCGCCGCCGUCCUCAACUUCCCCGAGCUCGCUGCGUCGCUCCCUCGCCCUGCGUCGCUGUCCCCACGCGACGUCCAGGCGGCGGCCGCCAAGGCCGCUGCCAUGGACAAGUUCGACCCACCGUCGCCGCCGUCGUCGGCCGUCGAGUUGUCGGCUCCCGAUGAACUGAGCGAGAUCGUCGAGUUGCCGCGGCUGGAGACAGGGUACGAUUCGGCCGAGUUGGGGGAUUUUGUGUACGUGGACUCGGUGGAUGGGUGGCUGUACCCUCCACCGUGGCUGCAGAGUUCCGGCGAUUGUGGGUAUUUUUGCGAUCAUCAGAUGGAGCCGCCGGAGAACUUAAUCCCAAGUGGUUUCGACUCCUUGUGGAAUUACCAGUGUUGAAUAAUUGAAUCUGUAAAAAGUUCCUCCUCCUCCUCUUCUUCCUCCUUAGUUUAGCUCUUCUUGUUUUUCUUUGAAGGGCUAAACCUUUAAUCCUCCCUCUCUCUAUGUAUGAUCGAUCAUGUUUGUGUCUCUUCUGUGUGGUGUUAAUCUUUUUCGUUGAAUGAAUCUAACUGUGCAGACUGUCAUAAAUUGCCGUCAUUGUUUGGCGAAAACACAUUAAAUUAUCUUCCAGUUGGAAUC
Messenger RNA from Diospyros lotus (date-plum), 1357 nucleotides. RefSeq names its product ethylene-responsive transcription factor TINY-like. The coding region runs from base 419 to 1117 and encodes 232 amino acids. Lineage: Eukaryota; Viridiplantae; Streptophyta; Magnoliopsida; Ericales; Ebenaceae. The record is from RefSeq and is a predicted model, not a curated record. Gene Ontology annotation, biological process: regulation of DNA-templated transcription. The transcript has a single exon. Gene Ontology annotation, molecular function: DNA-binding transcription factor activity; DNA binding.